Messenger RNA from Melozone crissalis (California towhee), 4217 nucleotides. It is a transcript of the gene PPM1H, whose product is annotated as protein phosphatase, Mg2+/Mn2+ dependent 1H. Gene Ontology annotation, biological process: protein dephosphorylation. The record is from RefSeq and is a predicted model, not a curated record. Gene Ontology annotation, molecular function: protein serine/threonine phosphatase activity. NCBI's taxonomy places the organism in Eukaryota, Metazoa, Chordata, Aves, Passeriformes, Passerellidae. The coding region runs from base 42 to 1580 and encodes 512 amino acids. The transcript is spliced from 10 exons.
UGCGCGGCGGCCCCGGCGCUGCCGCCGCCGGCGGGGGUACUAUGCUCACACGGGUGAAGUCCGCCGUGGCCAAUUUCAUGGGCGGCAUCAUGGCUGGCAGCGCGGGCGCCGACCACGGCAGCGGCGCGGACUUGCCCCUCCGCUUCCCCUACGGGAGACCCGAGUUCCUGGGACUGUCCCCGGACGAGGUGGAGUGCUCCGCGGACCACAUCGCCCGCCCCAUCCUCAUCCUCAGCAAGGACACCCGGCGCCUGCCCUGGACCACGGGCUACGCGGAGGUAAUAAAUGCAGGGAAGAGCACGCACAAUGAGGAUCAAGCCAGCUGUGAAGUCCUCUUUGUCAAGAAGAAAGCUGGAGGCAGUAAUUCUACACCAAACAAGAACUCUUCAACAAAACGGAGGUCAUCACUGCCCAAUGGAGAAGGUCUCCAGCUGAAAGACAAUUCAGACACAGAUGGGAUCAACCUGUACUACUGGUCCUUGUUUGAUGGACAUGCUGGCUCAGGGGCAGCUGUGGUCGCUUCCAAACUGCUGCAGCACCACAUCCUGGAACAGCUGCAGGAGAUUGUGGACAUCCUGAGGAACACAGCUGUCCUCCCACCCACCUGCCUGGGAGAGGAGCCUGACAACCCCUCCAGCAACAGCAGGACACUGACACGGGCAGCCUCCCUGCGCGGUGGUGUGGGAGCCCCGGGCUCGCCCAGCACGCCCCCAACACGCUUCUUCACGGAGAAGAAGAUCCCACAUGAGUGCCUGGUCAUUGGGGCCAUAGAAAGUGCAUUCAAGGAAAUGGAUUUGCAGAUAGAGCGAGAGAGGACCGUGUAUAACAUUUCUGGUGGCUGCACAGCCCUGGUGGUGGUGUAUUUAUUGGGGAAGCUUUAUGUGGCAAACGCUGGGGAUAGCAGAGCUAUAAUAAUCCGAAAUGGUGAAGUCAUUCCAAUGUCUUCAGAAUUCACUCCAGAGACUGAACGCCAGCGACUUCAGUAUCUGGCUUACAUGCAGCCUCACUUGCUGGGAAAUGAAUUCACACAUCUAGAGUUUCCACGGAGGGUGCAGCGCAAGGAGGUUGGAAAGAGGAUGCUGUACCGUGACUUCAACAUGACUGGCUGGGCAUACAAAACCAUUGAGGAAGAUGACUUGAAGUUUCCCCUUAUAUAUGGAGAAGGCAAGAAGGCUCGGGUUAUGGCAACAAUUGGAGUGACUCGAGGACUGGGAGACCAUGACCUGAAAGUGCACGACUCCAAUAUAUACAUCAAGCCUUUUCUGUCCUCAUCUCCUGAGGUGCGAGUCUAUGACCUCCUGCAGUACGAGCAUGGGCCGGAUGAUGUCCUGAUCCUAGCUACUGACGGACUCUGGGAUGUGCUGUUAAAUGAAGAAGUGGCAGAAGCUGUCACUAAUUUUCUACCGAACUGUGACCCUGAUGAUCCCCACAGGUACACGCUGGCGGCGCAGGACCUGGUGAUGCGGGCGCGGGGCGUGCUCAAGGACCGCGGCUGGCGGAUAUCCAACGACAGGCUGGGCUCCGGGGACGACAUCUCCGUCUACGUCAUCCCUCUGAUCCACGGCAACAAGCAGGCCUGAAAGGAGCGCCAGGAGCGGUCACAGGACGGGAUCUUUCUGGGAAGGGCCUGAAAGAGACAAGAGGUUUUUGGUGGUCUGACCAGGACACUUCCAGUUGAUAUAAUCUAGUCAAAACUAAUGCUGGAGGGGUGUUUUUCUGCCCAAAAGGUAGGGUUCUGCACAUAUACUGUAUAUGAUUAAAGAUAACCCUUAAGAUUCCAAUUUCCCUACAGAAGCGGUUUUGGUGCUUAACAGGAAUGGGAUUUAAAUGCUGCUAGCAUAUUAUGAAUUCUGUCAUCCCUCUAGGUGGGGUGGGGAAUUAAUUUUUUUUUUUUCUCAGUUUACCAUGUAGCUUGGAAGAGCCAUUUCAGUUGUGAAAGUAGAAGUGGGUGUCAGAAGCCAAGGAGGCUUCUGAAAUCUACCCCCAAAUAUUCAGAAGGGGGCUUGGGUCACAUCUCACUUAAGAAUAUAGAUAUACAUAUAUGAGACUCAAGAGUUUUCUUUCAGAAAGUUGUAUUCAUGACUUAUCUAUGGGCAACUUCAAACUUGUGUAAUCCUUUGAGCCCCCAUUUUCCUCUCCUGUCUCUUCUUCAGUAGACUAUACCUCCUGUAUUUUAGUAGGAAAACUGAAAUUGGUUUCAGUGUAACUAUGCCUGUUUACUGCAGCUAAAAGCAGUCACCUGCGAAGUUUUCCAGGAGAAAUAGGUCACAGUCCUGUAUGGCAGAAUUUAUUCUGGGGUGAGGAGUUACUUGUCAAGAUUUCUUGUUGUGUGUAUACCAUGAUUAUACAGAGCAUGCAAACUCAGCUUUAUGUGAUGUUUACCUGGAGGCUGGGGUUUCUUUGGGAUCAGAGAUUUACAUUCAUUGAAUGGUUCUGCCUGCUUUAUCCUGUUGAAAGGAUCCCUGACCAUAAAAUUUUUGCAUCAGUUGAGAUUUAGUAAAUUUGUUUGGGCUCCUGAGUGUGUUUUCAGUUGGACUUCUAUUUGAAGUAGUGGUAUUGUUCUCAUGAGCAAUUUGGAUACACAGAUAGUGAUCUAUUUCAAAGGUGUUUCAGUUCUUCCUGCCUCAUUUAUUAUUCAGUACACCUUCACCUACUCUCCUGUGGUGAUCAGAAAGGGACAGUUUAAAACUUUCUGUCCUCUUGGCACUGAGAAUUGUACUCAAGGAUCACAAGAUGACUGUGGUAGAUACAAGCCCUUGGCUUGCUUCCGCUCUUUUCUUAGCAGUGAUAAUUCAAAUAAAGAAAAUCUGUGUAAACAUUUUUGACACGAAAGCAGUAGCCCAGGAGAGAAACAAGUGAGCAAGUCUGCAGUGUAACCUGGCUGCCCAGUCCAUGCAGGCAGCUCUCUUCACUGCUAGGAAUUUAAGAGAAAACAAAAUCAGAAAGUUCUAGCAUACAGGCAGGUAUAUUGGCUGGGGACUCAGCUCCCACCUGAUCUGUGCCCAGACCACAUUGGUGUGGAGCUGUUCAUCUGGUUUGUACUUCUCCAAUAAGAACAAAGACAGGGAGCUGACAUCACUGUAGGGCACUGAGUAGGGAGCUCACAAAGGUUGUGUCCUUUCCAAAAGAGAAGGAGAUGCUGUGCCCUUUGCAGGCUCUCUCCUGGGCAGGUGUGGCCCAGCGCUUGCCAGUUCUGUAAUUUAUGAUGUGCUGUGUAAACACGGCGCAGCCCGAGUGUGCUGCAGCUGCCCAGAUGCUGGACUUGACUGCAUCUGGAAGUACAGUUUGGUGGAUUUAAACUGCUCUUGCUGCAAAUCUGUAGACCCAGAAGAGUUUCAGGAUGGAAGCAGGCAAUGUGGAGAGUGGAAUAGCUCAAACGUUGCAGCAAGCUGCGUGAUUCUGGCCUGAAAACUGUACUAUGAGUUCCCCAGUGCCUCAUGUGAUAAAGCUGUACAGAACAUGGAUGUUUUACAUUCUAGAGCUUCAGCAUAAAUCAAUGGCAUAUCUGAUUGUGUCUUUUUGUGCUUUUUUCCUGAUUUUUUUUCUCUUUACCUCUUUUUCUGUGUGCAUCUGGGUGAAAAAAGAGGCUUGGAGUCUAGAAUAUUUUUCACAUGACCCCUCAUACAUUUUAAAGUUUAAGCAAGAGAUCUUCUCUUGCACUUUCUUUUUGGCCUAAUAAACUUAUAAACAUGCUUCUCAUGCUCUAUGUAACUCCUGUUGUCUCCUCACAAAUGCACUUGUGUAGUCCUCUAGCAAUUCAGAUCCUCUUUGACAAAGAAAUUAGUGCUGACAAAGCAAACAGCAAAGAUGCUGGUGCUUGCUGGUACCAACUACAAGCCCAGGUCAAAUAUUUCAGUGUUGAUGCCCUGCUGGUCUUCAUUUGGUAACAUGGUGUCAACACACAUACCAGUUGCUGUAAAGCCACUGAGUUCCACCAAUGUGAUGGAAAUAGAUUUCCAGUAGCAUUUGCCAAAAUUUGAAAGUGAAAUUUUAAUAGCAAUGGAAAAGGCACCUUCUCAUUCAGGGGUGUUUUUAAAUGUGCCCCUGAAGAAAUAGGUUAGCAGACUGCAUGUCUUGGUGGGAGCAAACUGGCAGGUGACUUCUCAGAGCAUGAUCUGGUGGGCUGGGGAAUCAGCCUGCACGGUGUUUGUUGUUCAUCUGAGGCAUUGCCAUCAGUCAGGAGCUUCUCUGCAGCAGCUGGGCCCAGGUUGAGUUAC